Molecule: messenger RNA, 1178 nt
Organism: Pyrus x bretschneideri (Chinese white pear)
Lineage: Eukaryota; Viridiplantae; Streptophyta; Magnoliopsida; Rosales; Rosaceae
Product: acidic endochitinase-like
Exons: 1
Coding region: 46-951 (301 amino acids)
Biological process (GO): carbohydrate metabolic process
Cellular component (GO): extracellular region
Molecular function (GO): chitinase activity
Source: RefSeq, a predicted model, not a curated record
GACACCAAAGGAACCGCUGGUACCAAUUAGCAAUUUAGGAUUACUAUGGCUUCCAUGUUUACCAAGUAUUGUUCUAAAGUUGUCAUUACCUUCCUACUGAUUCUCCCAUUUUUGGUUUCGAGGUCGUUCGCCGGGCGCAUUGUGGUUUAUUGGGGACAAAAUGGAGGGGAGGGCACACUAACAGCAACAUGUAACACAGGAAGGUACCGGAUUGUAAACAUAGCAUUCCUCUCACAGUUCGGCAAUGGCCAGACCCCUCAAAUCAACUUAGCCGGGCACUGUGAUCCGGCGUCUAACGGCUGUCAAAAAGUGAGCACCGGCAUCAGAAACUGCCAGAACCAAGGCAUUAAGGUCUUGCUUUCGAUUGGCGGCAGCUUGGGGAGUUACACGCUACCAUCUGCAGAUGAUGCUAGAGGUGUAGCGGACUACAUAUGGAAUAACUUCUUAGGGGGGCAAUCAAACUCGAGGCCUCUAGGAGACGCCGUAUUGGAUGGCGUGGAUUUCGAUAUCGAGAGAGGUGAGAUUCAGUACGCUGCACUUGCUAGGAGGCUUUCUGAGUAUAGCCGGAGAGGUAGAAAAGUGUACUUAAGUGCAGCACCGCAAUGUCCGUUUCCUGACCAGAAACUCAAUGGUGCACUAACCACUGGCCUAUUUGACUAUGUUUGGGUUCAAUUCUACAACAAUCCACAGUGUGAAUUCACCUCUAGCAAUCCAGAUGCCUUCAAGAACUCAUGGAACAAAUGGACCUCCUCCAUACAAGCUGAUCAAUUCUUCGUGGGGCUCCCUGCUGCGCAGGCGGCUGCUGGCUCUGGCUAUGUGCCUUCAAAUGAUCUGAUAAACCAAGUUUUGCCUUUCGUUAAGAAAUCUGCAAAGUAUGGAGGUGUCAUGUUGUAUGAUAAGUUCAAUGAUGACAGAAGUGGCUAUAGUUCAAAGAUUCAAGGGAGCGUGUGAUUAAAGCCCCAACUAAAAAAUGGCUUAAAAAGUAAGUAAAAUAAAUAAGUCGUGCCUUUCCAUCAGUUUAUCGUUUCCUUUGAUAAUAAAGUGAAUGCUUUAUAUAUAUAUAUAUAGACACACACACAUAUAAAUACACACACACACACAUACGCUGUUCAAAUCUUUAAGUUUGUGAUGUCUAAUAAAUUCUUAUUUAUGUUGAAAUCCCAAGUUUAUAAUUCAAA